UUCGUGCAACUUAUUUCCACGGUUCUCCUGCUAACGACCACUUGGAGCUCGAGUCCGGCCGCGACGUGCAGGAAAACGCAACGCCGUUGCGACGACGGCCGAUGCAUCGACGCCAGCAAAUUCUGCAACGGCGUCGAGGACUGCAAGGACGCCAGCGACGAGCGGCCAGGAUGCUCACCUUGUAAUACGACCCAUUAUGGUUACGUGGGCGUUACGUACGAAAUAGAGAUAAAGCGACCCUCGGAGAGCCGGUUGCCCUUUAUCUGCUACCUCAACUUUACGGCGGGCGGAGGCGCUCUCGGCGAACUCGUUCAGCUGAGCUUCGAGGCGUUUUCGGUGGGGACGUUCGAGUCCUUCACGUCCGGCGGGUGCCCCGACGGGGCCGUUUCCAUACAGGAAUCGAACCGGCCGAGCACCGGGGGCGAAUGGUGCGGCAGCGCCUGGGGCUACUCCGUCUACUACAGCGAAACCUCCAGCGUGAACCUCACUUUGAUUUUGAGCAAACUCAACCAGGAGCAGAACUCCGGAAACAAGUUCGAGUUCAAGCUCACCUACAAAUUCCUGAAAUUGAGCGAUGCACGGAUCCGAUACGGGAACUCCACGCAGCGAUCGUACAGGGGGAAGCUGAGCGCCGGGACGUUCUGCGACCGGUUGUUGGAGGGAUGCUCGCGGAGGACGUGUCGCAUCCAGUCCCCGAACUAUCCGGGGAUCUACCAGCGGAACGUCAGCUGUUCGUACAGGGUGAGGGAGAGGAACGUGCCGCAGGGGAAACAUGCACUUAUAGCAGUCAGACAAGCGAAUUUCCAUUACAAGGAGCACGUCGCCAAAUUCGAUGGCGGCGACAGGGGAUUUAGGACGCUGGACCAGUGCAAUAUGAUGCAGGAUUACAUAGAAAUAUUGGACGGAUGGGGCCCAUCGGCUAUAACCUUAGCGCAUUUGUGUAGCGGCGAAACUAUACCGCAAAUCAUCAGCAGCGGACCGGAGUUAUUGGUGAAAUUUCACACGUCCCCUUCGGGGAAUCCCUUCCAUCCCCUGCCCAUAUCUUAUUUACCCGGAUUCGAAUUGGAAGUAGAGGUAGUAUACGUGAACAAAGAAUCCCCGACUUACAUCGAGCAAGGUAAGAAGUGCGAGUUCCUGGUGACCUCCUUCGACAGGCCCUUCGGUUACCUGAAGAACCCGCUGCAAUCCCUGCCGCCCAACACGACCUGCCACUACCACUUCCGCGGCCAAUCGCGCGGCAUCAUCUGGAUAUCCUUCAUCAAAUACCACGUGAUCAACGAGCGCCCGGCCGACUUCGAGCAGGGCGAUUGCAACGUCGCCCUGCAGAUCUGGGACGGCGACGUCCGCAGCGCCGCGACGGUGCCGCUGAUGGGCCAGUUCUGCAAGGACGACAAGCCGCGCCUCUGCGACCACAGCCUGCUGAAGAACUCCUCGAGGAUAACGAGACCGUGCGGCCUGAGCGAGAGCUACGUCAGCACCAAUUCCGAUCUGACCAUAGCGCACACGGUGAAGUACGGCAGCGUGUUGUACCCGGUGAACUUCGUGCUGCGCUACGAGUUCGUGGAUCUGUCGCAGGAGGGCGUGCAGAUGAGCAAGAAUCCCUGCGAUCGGUUGUUCAGGACGCCCAACGGCCGGUUCUACUCGCCGAGAAUAACGUUCCUGUACGGCAGAGGCGGCAAGGAGGACUUGAGUUGCACGUACCAGUUCGAAUCGAGCGAUCAACAACGAUUGAAGAUCACGUUCAACAAGGCGCAGUUCGGCGCGAAGAGCCGCUGCGAGUCGCGCUACGAUCCCGACGCCGAUCGGCGGGUGUGCUAUAACAGGAACUCGGACUCCGCCUCGGCCUUCAUCCAGAUAGCGGAGUUUCCGUGGCCGGACGUCGAGCUGCGCCGCGACUGUCUCUGCGGCAACAUCACGGAGCCCUUCAGCGUGGUGACCAAGACGUCGGCGAAGGUGGUCGUGAAGUUCGUGGUGAGGAAAAUGUCCAUCACCGACGAUUACAACGACUACUUCUUCGACGCCAGCUUCGAGUUCGUGCCCAAUGACAGCAACUGCUUGAAUCCUUGGAACAAUAGGAGAUUGAAGGGCAGCAGCGGGGAGAUUACGAUCAGGAACGGGGAGAAUAGUUUGGAGAAGACCGACGAUGUUUUCAGCAAGAAUCAGAGCGUCAGGUAUUGUCUUCAACAACCUUGGUUGAUAGAACCCGAGGAGGACAGCAAUUUUAUUUACCUAAAAAUCAAAGGUACUAAGAAAAAGGAUUCCAGGCUAUGUCCCAGCAAAAACAGGAUAUUGGUGUAUCCCGCCGGUAAAACCGACACCGUCCACGUGAUUUGCCCGCAUUACGAACACCCCGAAGACGUCGUCGACAUGUUUUCGGAAGGUUGGGUGCUGUACAGCUACAGGAAAACGCACAGUAAAAACUCCAGGAGCUUCGUCGUGGAGUUCCUGCGCAAAGAGAGCGGCAACUUCGCCGUGACUUGGAUGGAAGUGUCCAAGAACCCGGCGCUUGCACUACCCACCUCCAUGUUAAUGAUAGCACCGCCGGAAUGCCCUCACAGCUGCCCGGAAUUGGGCGCCUGCAUCAGCUCCGAGUUGUGGUGCGACGGGCUGCGGCACUGCCCGUCGGGCAACGACGAGCAGGAGUCGAAUUGCUCGUCGAAGGGCGGCUUCCCGGCGGCCUAUCUGAACGCGCUGGCGCUGCCCGUGCUGGCGGUGACGGCGCUGCUGGCGGUCCUGAUGGCGGCCGCGUUCGCCUACAGGCACUGGCGGCAGGAGCAGAAGAACGUGAUGGUGUCCGUUACGGAACACACUUUUUUAGAGUUCAAAAGCGGAUUUUGUUGA
Phyllotreta striolata is the source of this 2841-nucleotide messenger RNA. The record is from the annotation of a GenBank genome assembly. NCBI's taxonomy places the organism in Eukaryota, Metazoa, Arthropoda, Insecta, Coleoptera, Chrysomelidae.